UUCCAAUCUGCACAACUUCCUUCUCCAGACUUCAAGAAUCAAGCUGCGCUGUGCAUUUGUGGGUUGCCUUUCGUUAUAGGAGGAGAGCUAAGAGGUGGAUUGUUGAGAACGACGUUCAUUUGAAGAAGGCAGAGACGCAGGCUGUACGAAUAACGAACGAAGGCAUACAGCCCUUGUUCGAGGUAUCGGUUUUCAGGAACCAUGGCCUCCGCUUCAACAUGCCUGAGGACGACAGCCCUGUCUCAGGGCUUGGCUGCUGGUAUGGGUGCUGAGAGGGAAUGCACUGUGCAGAGGUCUGCAUUCUUUGGCUCCCGGUCAGCCACCAAUAAUGCUCUUCGGCAAAAGGUGUCUGAAGGGCGCGCUCGCGUGACCUGCGAAUCACAGAGGCCCUCGAGGAGCAGGUGGGCCUCUCUCAAGGAAGAGCCCAAGACACAAAAGCCCAAGACGGACAGAUGGGGGGGCCUCGGCACCGACCAGUCAGACGAUCAGCAGGACAUCACCAGGGGCCGCGGGAUGGUUGACUCUGUUUUCCAGGGCGCGAGCGGCCUCGGCGGAACACAGAAUGCCAUCAUGAGCAGCCAUGACUAUAUCAGCACCGCGCAGAAAACUUUGAGCAACAUCAGCGCUGAGGGUUACUACAUCUCCCCCACCUUCAUGGACAAGCUGGUGAUCCACAUCACAAAGAACUUCCUCAAGCUCCCCAACAUCAAGGUUCCUCUCAUUCUCGGAGUGUGGGGUGGUAAGGGUCAGGGCAAGUCCUUCCAGGCUGAGCUGGUCUUCUCCAUGUUGGGAAUCAACCCCAUUGUCAUGUCUGCUGGAGAGCUGGAGUCUGGAAAUGCCGGAGAGCCCGCCAAGCUUAUCAGGCAAAGGUACCGCGAGGCCUCUGACAUCAUCAAAAAGGGCAAGAUGUGCGCCCUCUUCAUCAACGAUCUUGAUGCGGGUGCGGGUCGCAUGGGUGGCACCACCCAGUACACCGUCAACAACCAGAUGGUGAACGCCACCCUCAUGAACAUUGCUGAUAACCCCACCAACGUCCAGCUGCCGGGUGUCUACAACAAGGAGGAGAACCCCCGCGUGCCCGUCAUUGUGACUGGUAACGAUUUCUCCACCCUGUAUGCCCCCCUCAUCCGUGAUGGCCGUAUGGAGAAGUUCUACUGGGCCCCCACCCGUGAGGACCGGAUCGGUGUGUGCACCGGUAUCUUCAAGGAGGACAAGAUCAACCUUGGCGACAUCCAGACCCUGGUCGAUGCCUUCCCUGGCCAGUCCAUCGACUUCUUCGGCGCCCUGCGGUCUCGCGUUUACGACGACCUCGUCCGUGACUGGGUCAAGAACGUCGGCUACACGAACCUAGGAAAGUCGCUGGUCAACUCCAAGAACGGCCCGCCCACGUUCGAGCAGCCCCGGAUGACCCUCGAUAUCCUGCUUGCGUACGGCAACAAGCUGGUCGAGGAGCAGGAGAACGUCAAGCGGGUGCAGUUCGCCGAGGAGUACCUCUCCGGCGCUGCCCUGGGUGAUGCCAAUGCCGACGCCAUCGCAUCUGGCAGCUUCUACGCUGGAAAGGCAGCACAGCAGAACCCUCCUAAGGUGAAGGAGGGGUGCACGGACCCUAUUAGCACGAACUUCGACCCCACAGCCAGGAGCGAUGAUGGCUCGUCUAAAAAGGCAGCGAAGCAGAAUUCGACUUCAAAGCGCUCUGCAAAGGCAGUUCAGCCGAAGCCUGCUCCGGUGCCUGAGCAGAAGAAGGCUCCUGUGUCUGAGCCGGAGCCUGCUUCGUUCUUUGCGUCGGAGCCUGCUUCGUUCUUUGCAUCGGAGCCUGCUCCGUCGUUCUUUGAGUCGGCGCCUGCUCCGGCUGCUUCGUUCUUUGAGGCGGCGCCUGCUCCGGCGGAGCCUCAGGGAUGCACAGACCCUAAGGCCUCUAACUACGAUCCCUUCGCCUCGAACGAUGAUGGCACUUGUGAGUACGACAUGUCUACCUGGCCAGCAUAAGCCAAAGCUUGAGUUGUUGUUGCGUUCGUUUGGUAACGAUUCAAGUGUUUUAACAUUACGGUAGGCAGGUUGGUGACUACCCUUGCUGCAAUUCUGUUUUGAGGAAUCUCUCCAUUAGAUUACCAGCUUUCCAGCGCUUCAGGACUACCCGAUGAUCAUGAGAACUAUUGUCAAUAGACAUUUCGAAGGAUGAAGAUCGUCGUAUGGUAUACGUACGGGUUGCCAAUCGUGAAUGUUAAGUGCACGCAUACGUGUCAUGACACUUCUUGAAGAAAACACUCAUUGCUUGCAUG
Molecule: messenger RNA, 2279 nt
Organism: Klebsormidium nitens
Lineage: Eukaryota; Viridiplantae; Streptophyta; Klebsormidiophyceae; Klebsormidiales; Klebsormidiaceae
Source: the annotation of a GenBank genome assembly